Messenger RNA from Malaya genurostris, 2539 nucleotides. It is a transcript of the gene Prip, whose product is annotated as aquaporin AQPAe.a. The transcript is spliced from 8 exons. Gene Ontology annotation, molecular function: water channel activity. Gene Ontology annotation, biological process: transmembrane transport. The record is from RefSeq and is a predicted model, not a curated record. Gene Ontology annotation, cellular component: plasma membrane. Lineage: Eukaryota; Metazoa; Arthropoda; Insecta; Diptera; Culicidae. Bases 531 to 1334 code for a protein of 267 amino acids.
UUGGAUGUUCUAGCGUGGAUAGUGUAAGUUUGUGUUUCGCCCGACACUGACUGUGAAGUUCCGAACGUCGACAAGUCGUUCAUCCGUCCAUACGCGCCAGUUACCUAUAUUUGAGACAAUAGUAUAACGAUAAUAAUUGCGGGAAGUCACGAAAAACGUUAGUGAAGGGGAGUUCCAUCCAAGGACGGAACCAUUCGACCAUUGGUUAUCGCAAUUAUGCACCUAUUUAGGUGAUGUUUUACAAUUUGAAAUAGAUAAAAACAAACACCGGCAUUUUUUUUACCGCAGUGCGUUAUCAGUGAAAAACUAAAGUGCAGGUGACUUUAUUAGACAGAUGAACAAUUGUCAACUGAAUAAUUGUGAAAAAGGAGGUUUCUUCUGAACGCUGAUAAGAACAAAAGUAGAUCAUUAUUGCGAGACACUUGUUAACUUAAUUGGUGUUCAAAGAUUGUAACGCUCAAUUUUAGUGAUAAAUCGUGUUUGCCAGCCAACAACCAGAACAUCGACGUCUAUCAUUAAGAUCGAUCGCAAUGGGUACCGCAUACAAGAUCGGCAUGGAAGAACUCUCGAGCAAAUCCAACAAUAUUUGGAAAGCUGUGCUGGCGGAAUUUGUUGGUAUCUUCAUACUCAAUUUCUUUGGAUGCGCAGCGUGUACUCAUGCAGCAGGUGACAAAACACUCAUCUCACUCGCUUUUGGACUUAGUGUGUUUAUGGUAGUCAUGUCUAUUGGUCACAUCAGUGGAGGUCAUAUCAAUCCGGCAGUAACAGCAGGUCUACUUGCAGCAGGAAAAGUCAGUUUCGUUCGAGCUGGCUUAUAUGUGGCAUCUCAAUGUGCGGGAGCUGUGGCAGGAACUGCAGCUCUCAAAGCUCUUCUACCAGAGGCGUACCAGAAUGGGCUUGGACACACUGGUCUGAAAGAGAAUGUUCAAGAUAUGCAAGGUCUUGGUAUUGAAUUUUUCUUGGGAUUUAUCCUGGUGCUAUGCGUUUUCGGUGUAUGCGAUGAGAAUAAACCGGAUUCCCGCUUCGUUGCUCCGUUGGCCAUAGGUCUUACUGUAACGUUGGGUCAUCUUGGUGUGGUAGAAUACACCGGUUCUAGUAUGAACCCUGCGCGUUCCUUCGGUACAGCUUUCAUCAACGAAAAUUGGUCUAAUCACUGGGUCUAUUGGGCGGGUCCAAUCCUUGGUGGUGUAUGUGCGGCUCUCCUCUACUGUCAAGUCUUCAAAGCUCCCCGCUCGGAAGAGCUCACUGCUCCUGAACGUUAUCGAGUUGUAGCAGAUGAAAAGGAGGCUUACCAAACCAACCUUAAGUUGAAAUUUAUUGACGAAGAAGCGUAGCAGUUGAAACGUUUGGACGGUAUGGCCUGAGCUGUAGAAACAACGAUUUCGCAAAUCUUCGAAAUAUUCAUUCAUCGAAUAUUUUUCUAUAGGAAUUUACCAGAUUUAAAGUAAAACUAAAUAAUUAAAACUAUAUUAAUGUAUUUAUAAAACCUAGGCUAAGAUAUAAUGAUACAGCAAGUAUUUUCAUUGUUUUCUGUGCUACGAAAAAAUUAUUGAGAAGUUUAUGAAAUUAAAAUAAAAUUCUGAAUAUCACUUCUUAAUUCAUCAUAUCAAAAACAUAUGAAAAUAGUCACAAAGAUAUUCUAAAAAUUUCAGAAACGAAUAAGAUAUACAAGGUUGUAUGGGGAAAAUAUGAAAAGGUUUAUUUUCUCGCUCCAUCAAUCUUUUCGUGUUACUUCUUGGUCUCAAAGGACUGUGCAAAUUUUUAGCUCGAUCGGUGAAACUAUCUUUGCGUGCAUAAGGUUUAAAGUUUGUAUGGGAUUUAGUAUGAGGAAAUUGACAUUUUACAAAAAAUAAUCGGCUGGAGAUUAAUCUAUAGACACUAAAAAUCAGCGCAUAUAUUAUUUUCGAAGGAAAUUUAACGAGGAAGGAAACCUUCAAAGACCGCAAAAUAAUCAGACAAUUGUAGAAAAAGUUUUUAAAGGAAAACCGUUCGGACCUUGUGUCGAGGAUAGAAAAUUGAUUAGUGGAUUAGUGGAAGUUUUUAGAAGUACUAUAUCAUAGAGUAACCGAGUUCGUCACUCUCGGUGCGGCGUUUUUGAAAAUCUACAGGUAGUUCGUGACGACUACUGGUUUGUAAGACCAGCGCCGCCAACUCAACGACCAAUCGACUCCGUUGUUGUUUGAUGAAUAUUUAUGUACGAUUGCAGUCUCAUAUUAAAUUUGCCUAGACAAAAACGGUAUCGAGGAUUGCUUCGAAUAUUACUUUCGCCAGAUCCUGUCAGCUUGGAGCGAAAUCAAUUAUGAAAGUUAAUAUGAAAUUUAAAAAAUAUAUUAAUUCAACAAAAGGCAGUAUAGUUGGUUGUUUCAUGCCAAUAGUUUUGUGAUUCCAUCAAAAUUUUGGGUUGAUACAAUCAAAAUCAAAGAAAAACUAAGCAAGAAACGUCAGUUCAGAAACAAAAACAUAAUUUUUGAAACAUGUAGGCCUGAUUCUUCUGCGUGUAUCUACUGAAUAAAUGAACAUAAAAAGAGUUUUGCCCUUU